Molecule: messenger RNA, 1858 nt
Organism: Pieris brassicae (large cabbage white)
Lineage: Eukaryota; Metazoa; Arthropoda; Insecta; Lepidoptera; Pieridae
Gene: Ifrd1
Product: interferon-related developmental regulator 2
Exons: 9
Coding region: 237-1538 (433 amino acids)
Source: RefSeq, a predicted model, not a curated record
UUGUCAGGAAAAUCGCGCAAAUCAGUGGAGGCGCGCGUGCAUGAAACACGGUUAAAAACAUGUUAAAAAGUUUUUCUGAAAUUUUAGUUUUAUGUUCCAUUUGGUGUCUCAAUUAUACUAUAAGAACUGAUAUAUUAAACUUUUCUCCGUCUUGAUUAAGUGAGAAAUUUAGCAAAAUAAAUAGUGAAUUUUAGUUUUUUUUGUUAGUCGUUGUACGUCGAGAAACAGAAAUCAACAUGCCUAAAGGAAAGAAAAAAGGAAAAUUCGAGCACAGAAGAACAGAGCUUCCAUACUCUUCAGAUGAGGAUGCUGGGAUUGAUAUGACAAAUGACAACUGUUCAGAGACUUCGGGGCAAUCUGAUCUUAGAAGUAUCCAUGAUGAAGCAGAGAGUGAAGCGCAAGAGAAAUUUGAAGAGAAAGUCUUGGAAAUAAUUGAUGCACUAAGCGCUAGAGCGAAUGCAGCACGUGCGUCUGCGUUGGUUUCAUUACGGAGUGCUUUACAAAGGCGAUACUUGGCGGUGCUUUUGAGCGGACAAAGGGCGACUUUGGCUGACCACCUCACCAAGGCUCUCAGACGAGGAAAGGAUGGUGAGAAGAAAGCAGCGGCUUCUGUUGCUCCAAUAUUGGCCUUACAGGUCGGUGAAGAUGGUGUGGAAGGGUUUAUGCAAGAGGUGAGGCCGGCUUUGGCAGCAGCCGCUGUUGACAAGACUGCCUCACUCGACACACGCACUGAGUGUUGCUCAUCUCUGGCCAUCCUCUGUUACCUUAUGGAAGAUGACCUCGCCGAGGUACUGGAGGUCAUGCGGCUCUUUGAGACCAUCUUUAGCGGGAGUUAUCUCAAGGGCGACGGCAGCGUGAAAGUAUCGGGUUCUGUAGUGGAAGAGGGGGCGUGGCACGCGGCUGCCAUAGACGGCUGGGCCUUGCUGCUGGCUCUGACUGAAGCAGACCACGCCAGAUCCCUGCUCAAGGAUAAUCCUCCUUCCUUUGCCCGGCUGGCCGAUUUACUGGAAGCUUGUAGCCUUGAGGUGCGUAUGGCUGCCGGCGGAGCGGUGGCGAUCGCGUACGAGCGCGUGACGGACGACGAAGAGGAAGGAGACGAGGAGUGGGUGGAGAUGGUGCUGCCUCGCCUGGAAGACCUGGCCCGGGACUCGCACAAGUUCAGGGCCAAACGGGACAGGAAGGUGCAGAGGGCCACCUUCAGGGACAUCCUUAAGUACUUUGAGGAAGGCGACGUGCCGGAGUUGCGCGUGCGCAUCGGCGUGGAAAGUGUGUCGUGCGACACUUGGUCGAGUCGCGCGACCUAUUCCGCCUUAGCGGCAGCCUUAGGCGCGGGACUGCAGUCCCUGUCGCCACAUUGUGGGAGGCUAAGAGCAGCCUUAGGUUUGGAUCCACAGGCGCCGAUUGUACCUGCGCCGGCGCAUAGCAACUCAAGGAAGAAUAAGUUGCAACGACACUUGCAAAAUACAGCUGCGUGCAAAGCCCGAACAGUCGCCCGUAAUAAGAACAGAGAUAAACGAUCCGCUGCUCUCGCAAUUUAAGAACUCUAAAAAAUCACCAACUAUCCGGUUCCAACACAACGCUAGUGUUAAAUGUCGUUCCGCUGUAAGUCAAGUGAAUAACAGAUGCUGAUGCAAACGCGGCAUAGAUAACAUCGUUUCAAUUGCGAGCUACAGUUUAGUUCUAAUUUCAAAAAUGGAUUUUUAUAUUUCGAAAUAAAAGCCACAGUACAAUCCUAGGUAAAUUUCAAAAAUGGAAUUUUAUAUUUCGAAAUAAAAGCCACAGUACAAUCCUAGGUAAAUUUUAAAAAAGGAAUUUUAUAUUUCGAAAUAAAAGCCACAGUACAAUCCCAGGUAAAUUU